Molecule: messenger RNA, 612 nt
Organism: Seminavis robusta
Lineage: Eukaryota; Bacillariophyta; Bacillariophyceae; Naviculales; Naviculaceae
Source: the annotation of a GenBank genome assembly
AUGAACCACGAAUACGACUAUCUCUUCAAGAUCCUCCUCAUUGGAGACUCGGGUGUUGGCAAAUCAUGCCUACUGCUGCGCUUUGCAGACGACACCUAUACCGAAUCUUUCAUUUCUACCAUUGGCGUUGACUUUAAAAUUCGUACAGUGGACCUGGACGACAAGGUCGUCAAGCUUCAAAUCUGGGACACGGCAGGGCAAGAACGAUUCCGCACUAUUACUUCCUCUUACUAUCGUGGAGCUCAUGGCAUUAUUGUAACGUACGACGUGACAGAUGCAACAUCCUUUACAAAUGUCAAGCAGUGGCUGCAAGAGAUUGAUCGAUAUGCCAAGCAAGACGUCAUGACUUUACUAGUUGGCAACAAGUCCGAUAUGGCGUCCAAGCGAGCAGUCAGCAAGGAGGAAGGCCAGGCGUUGGCGGAUUCCUUGGGCAUGCACUUUUUAGAGACGUCCGCCAAGACCAGCACGAACGUAGAAGAGGCCUUCCUGACAAUGGCGAGACGGAUCAAGAACAACAUGAAGACAGCAACAAUGACACCAGGGUAUACCAAAGGGGCUGUCAAAGGCAUCAAACUGGAAGGAGACAAGCCACAAAGUUAUGGUUGCUGUUAG